AUGUGGCGUUUUCGGUAUGAGGAGCUCCCGGACUUUGAUAUGUACUGCAUCGACGCCGCCGGGGAUCACGUGGAUAUUGAUCGGCGGCAGGAUUUCGAAGGCCUCACCGCACCCUAUUGGGCGCGGCUGAAUCAAAUGCAUCAGGAGAAUCAGCGGAAUCACGCGGUAGAAAAUUCCAACGCCUCCGAGCAUUCCAGACCCUUGAACCACACCACGCAUGUUAGGCAUCCCACCGGGCAAGGGGGAGGGGGGGGAAAUCGGGAGGAUAGCGCGGAUGAUGGGCGUAGUACGGAGACGGUGAUCCGUCUUUACGUGCGCGACUCGUGUAGUUAUCGCCGGACCUAUCCACAGCCGCAGGAAUCCAUCGGCGGGGUCGGUUCCUUCACGCAUCCGUCUCGUUUCAGCACGGAUCGGGGGAAUAUGGCGUCGGAUUUUGCGAUUAGCGCCGUGGAGGUGCGGCUCGCGAGCACCGAGGAGAUGCCGAAACCCACGGAGCCGCGGCGGCGAUCCGUCUCCGGCCCCGCCGCCCCGCACCUGCGGGAUCGACUCCACAGCCGGGAGCACGCGGAGUUAGGCGAUCUUAGCCAUCUUCACAAAGCCGUGAGCGACGCCCAUGCCGGCCUCAACGACACCUUAACGUGCUCGCCGUCCUCGCAAAAACGCCGCUCCUUGAUGGAGGUGUUGAAGCGCGCGAAUGCCGCCUCGCCGAGCAACUCCUUCAGAAGAUGUGUGAAUAAUCAGCUGCAGUGGACGCGGAUGGCGGUUUUAGGCAAAGGCUCCUUCGGGACCGUCUACGAAGGCAUCACCACGGACGGGAAGCUCAUGGCGGUGAAGGUGCAGGAGCUCCCGAUGAACGACAACGCGGAUGAGAUUCGCGCGGUGCAAUCGGAGAUCAACCUGAUGUGCACCAUGACGCAUAAAAACAUCGUGGCGUACUACGGCUGUCAGGUGAACAAUCUCGGCAACGGAUCCCGCCAGAUGGAGAUUUUCUUAGAGCUUUGCCAUGGCGGGACGCUCGCGCAGAUGCGGCAGCGCUUUGAGCGGGCAAAGAAACCUUUCUCCAUCUCCCUCGUGCGCUCCUACACACGUCAGAUUCUCGAGGGCCUCUGUUACCUGCACAGCUGCAACGUCAUGCAUCGCGAUAUCAAGUGCGAUAACGUCCUCAUCUCCGCCACGGGCGAGGCCAAGCUGUCGGAUUUCGGCUGCAGCAAACGUAUCGGCGCCGCGACGAUCGCCGUGCGUACGGAUUUCGCGAAAGGAGGGGGAGGGGAAGGGCGUGGCAGGAACUCCGGGAGUUUCCCCAGCUCGGCGAGUGCGGCCGCGCACCAUUCCAUCGUCGGCUCCCCUCUUUUUAUGGCGCCGGAGGUGCUUCAGGCGAGCGGGGCCGAUGGCGGCGUCGGGGGGGGGAGUGGCGGCUACUCCAUGGCGGCCGACAUCUGGUCGGUGGGCUGCGUCGUGUUGGAGCUCCUCGGCCGGGAGCCGUGGAUCGUCUCCGGGCGAAACAUCUUCCAGCUGAUGUUUCACAUUUCACAGUCGAAAGGGCUCCCGAACGGGGUCCCCGCGCGUUGCCCGGCGGUGCUGUUGGAUUUCUUCCACAUGUGUUUUGAGCGCGACCCCACCCGGCGGUGGACCGCCGCGCAGCUCCUGAAGCACCCCUGGAUGGUCUGCCCUGAGAGCGAGCUCGAGGAGGUCCCAGCGGAUGAGGCUGCGGGAAAAUGAAAGGAAAAGAACGAACGAUCCCCUCCCCCCCGCCUCCCUCUCCCUCUCCCUCCCAUCCCCCUUUUCUUUGACGAAAUUCCACUUAAAAAAUAGACCUUCCUUUGUUCCUUUUCUGUGAAAAGGGCGAGGAAAAGAGGGGGGGAAGGGGGAGUUGAAGUAUGCUUUUUUCCCUUCCUUGCCUUUUAAGUUUUAUACUUAGGUGGUCGGGACGGGCGGGGGGGGGGGAGCUUGGCUUUCUUUUAUUGGAUCCCGGCGUUAAAAUUUUUGGUGACACACUGUCUUCUUUAUGCUUCGUGUUAUUAUUAUUAUUUAUUGUCAUUAUAGUAUUAUUUUUCUCACGAUCCCUUCUUUCAUUUUUUUGAAAAAUUAUAAAUGUGUCAAUUUCCAUUCCCCGCAUCCAUUUUGUAGAGAAACUAUAUCUACUAGACGAAAAAAAGCGUGUAUUAUAAGUUAUUGAAUUUAUGAGGACCUCUCGAGGAGAUAUGUACGAUGAUGGAGAACUCAGAACGGCUCUAGACUAUCUUUGUUCUACUUGGGUGAAGAUAUAGAGCCAUCUUUUCUUGCUGGAAAGCCUUUUGUGCUUUUUUUGUUUAGUUACGCUCACUUCAUCACCCUGCAACACGGUGAGGAGGAUAAGCUUUCACAGAAUGAGAUCAUCUACACUCUCACUCUGUAAGUGCAGCUCCUGAGAGGUAUCGAGCAUAUAAGCAAGUUAAUGAUCUGAGUGAAAAUCAUGUUUAA
Phytomonas sp. EM1 is the source of this 2460-nucleotide messenger RNA. The record is from the annotation of a GenBank genome assembly. Lineage: Eukaryota; Euglenozoa; Kinetoplastea; Trypanosomatida; Trypanosomatidae.